AUGCAAGAAAACAAUGAACUGAGAGGAGUACUUAACCCACCUGAUGGAUCAAGCAUAGAAAGCAGAACAGGCCCGAAUGGAGCAUUGCAAAUACAAGCUGACUACUUUAAUGAAGCUAUUGGUGAAACCGUGGAACGCGCCACCUCUGCGGAAGGUACAACUGAGUAUAAUUCCCUUAUAGAAAGAAUUGACAGUUUGAAGGAAGCUAGAGAUAGGACACUAGAGCAGAGAACAGUAGAGGAAGCAAGAGAGGCACAGUUGGAAGAUAUUUCUAGAUUACGUAGAUUUAUAGACUGGGUAGGAAAGGAAAAGGUGGGACUUGUAGGGAUAGCAGUGUCAACAGCUAGUUUAAUUACAGCCUUAUUAAUCAAUGCUAGGGGAGCCAUUAUGAAGACAGCAAAAGCCACUGGUAAAGUAGCAAAAGCAUUAGCAAAUUUAGCAAAGAAAGCAGGACCAAUUCUAGUUCCAAUCAUGAACGCAAUUGCAACAGCGCUAUCAUGGGGAGCCAAGGGAAUUGCUUG
This is a messenger RNA of Paramuricea clavata, 521 nucleotides long. Lineage: Eukaryota; Metazoa; Cnidaria; Anthozoa; Malacalcyonacea; Plexauridae. The record is from the annotation of a GenBank genome assembly.